Molecule: messenger RNA, 231 nt
Organism: Penicillium roqueforti
Lineage: Eukaryota; Fungi; Ascomycota; Eurotiomycetes; Eurotiales; Aspergillaceae
Exons: 1
Coding region: 1-231 (76 amino acids)
Source: RefSeq, a predicted model, not a curated record
AUGAAGAUCUCGAUAAUAGCCGUUCCCUGGCUUGGAGCUUUACUCCUCGCAUUGCCUGUCAUGGCCUCACCUACUCUACCCAAUUCGGCGGCUCGCGAUAUUUUGAGCCAUCCUCUCAUUGCUCGGGAGCCCAGUGACGGCCCCAUCAUCGCCCGCGAGCCCAGUGACGGCCCCAUCAUCGCCCGUGAGCCCAGUGACGGUCCUAUCAUCGCGCGUGGGGAGUCAUUUUAG